CGUCCGGGUCCUCCGGCGCAGCAGCAGGGACUGACCUGCUCUGUGCAGCUUCACUUCGGGCUUCAGCACGGCAUCGAGCAGCCUCCUCUGGCGGCAGAUCUCCCGCUCUGACCGCUCGACUCUGUCUUCAUACUCCGCCACGGUUUCCUCCAACAGACCGACGAUCUCCUCCGCAGCCGCCGUUAGCCGCUCGGUGAGCAGCGCUCUCAGCGCCGGGAUUUCAGCCGCUUCUUCUCCCUUUUCCACCUGCAGCAGAAAGUCUUCAGCGGCGGCGCUAAUCCGCUCAUGUACCGACACCCGCAGCAGCUGCACGGCGCACAUUUUCCUCCUUCUCUGCGAACAAAGAGAGCCAGCGGGGACGUAAACACACACACGGAGUUCCGCAUCGACGACGGUUCGCUUCGAGGAGAGCGAAGCGGAGCGACGAACAGCGCACCCUGUUGGUCUGGAGGGAGAACAAUAAUCGAUCUGUUAUUAAAUGAGGAUUUGGUCUCUGACGUCAUCAAAUUGAAACGAUACCGAUGAUCAUUAACCCUCCUAUUGUCUUCGGGUCAAUUUUGACCCGUUUUCAAGUGUUUGCAUAUCAUGUAGUAGAUAUGAAGACAAUAUGAGGGUUAAAUGGUUAAAAACUGCUGCGGUUUGUCACCUUCAAACUGCAGAAAUAUACAAACAUGUUCACAGAAUAAAACCCCAAAGAAUAAGAAAGAAUAUGCACACACACACACACACACACACACAGACUGACUGACACACACUGAAACACACACACACACACACACACACACUGACACAGACACUGACACAGACAGGAAGAGACAGGUUUUCUGAAUGGGGAUGAAAUGUUAAAUAUUGGACUAAUAAUAAAACAUCACGCUGAGAGAAUCAGUGAUCUAACAGAGUACAUUCACUCAAGAACUCAGAACUUUGAGGUACUUUUUUUCUUUUUGUACUUGUGUCACAUUUCAGAAGGAAAUAUUGUGCUUUGACUUGAAGUAUGUCACAGAUCGUGUAGAGGCUCGUUAAAUUAUAGUUUUUGUAAAUGUGUGCUUGUAAGAAGUUUUUCUUGAAAGAAAUAAAGGAGGAAGUACAUGAACUGUUUCCUGCGUUAACAUCAACAGAUGACAAAAAAACCCCUCCAUCUCCCCCCGGUGCGGUGGUACCGGUCUCUCAGCUGGUCUCGGACUCUUCAGGUGUUCUACCUAGUUUAUAUAUAUUUACUUUUUGGUACAUUACUGUUUAAUAAAGUUUAUUUAAAGGACAAAAAAAUACUGUUGACGGGACAACUUCCGCGUCACGGCGUUGCUAGGAUACAGCAAACUCCGCCGUACAGAGCGUCUCCAGAGAAAGUCUGAGUCCGCUUUCAGUCUGUUUUUAACGGUCUGUUAACGGUCGGUCGAUCGGUCUCCGGUGGGUGAACAUCGACCGUCAGCAGGAUGGAGAUCGUCCACGUCUACACGAAGCUCCGCAGUGACUUUGGCCGCCAGUGUCUCCUCUCUGACCGGCCUGCUGAGCUGCUGGUGGAUGUUCCUCCGGACCAGAGUCUGGCUAUACAGUUCAUCCAGAAAACCCCCCGAGACCAGGCCCUGCAAGCUUGUCGGGACAUGUCCGAGCACCAGGUCAACACAGAGCGCUUUGAGUCCGAGAGCUGUGGGAUAAACCAUGUGGAGGGGGGGUGGCCCAAAGAUAUCAACCCUCAGGAGAUGGAACAGACCAUCCGCUUCAGGAAGAAGGUGGAGAAAGACGAGACCUACAUCAACAGCAUCCUGCAGCUGGGCAGCGUCAUGGAGCACUGCAUCAAACAGAACAACUCCGUGGACAUCUACCAGGAGUACUUUGAGGAUGAGGAGGAUGUGGAGGACAAUCAGGAGCCGCCGUCCGCCAAGACCAUCAACGUCUUCAGAGAUCCUAACGAGGUGAAGCGUACUGUCACCAGCCUGUCGUGGCAUCCUGAUGGCAGCAGGAAGCUGGCAGCUGCCUAUUCCUGCCUGGAGUUCCAGAAGACCUCCAGAGACAUGAGCCUGGACUCCUACAUUUGGGACAUCGAGAACCCGAACAGACCAGAGAUGACGCUGAAGCCGGCAUCUCCACUCAUCUGUCUGGAGUACAACCCCAAAGACCCCCACACUCUCGUGGGAGGCUACUACAAUGGGCAGAUCGCGUACUGGGACACUCGGAGAGGCAGCCAGCCGGUGGAGGUUUCCUCUCUGGAGCAGAGUCACAGAGAUCCAGUCUACAAGGUCAUCUGGCUGCAGUCCAAGACCGGGACAGAUGCCUUCUCUGUCUCCACCGACGGACAGGUUCUGUGGUGGGACGUUCGCAGGUUGAACGAGCCAACGGAUCGCCUGGUUCUGGAUCUGAGCAGAGAGGGGAACCUGGACCGAGCUUUAGGAGCCAUCUCUCUGGAGUUUGAGUCCACCAUGCCGACAAAGUUCAUGGUGGGCACGGAGCAGGGCGUGGUCGUCUCCUGCAACAGGAAGGCCAAGACUCCGGCAGAGAAGAUUGUUUGUACAUACGACAGUCACCACGGACCCGUCUACGCCCUGCAGAGGAACCCCUUUUUCCCCAAAAACUUCCUCACCGUGGGGGACUGGACGGCUCGCAUCUGGUCUGAGGACGUCAAGGAGUCGUCCAUCAUGUGGACCAAAUAUCAGACAUCGUAUUUGACAGAUGCCUGCUGGAGUCCAGUCAGACCCUCGGUCUUCUUCACUGUAAAGAUGGACGGCACGCUGGACGUCUGGGACAUCUUGUUCAAACAGAACGACCCCACGCUGAGUGUCAAGGUGUGUGACGAGGCCCUGUACAGCCUCCGGCUUCAGGAUAACGGCGGUCUGGUGGCGUGCGGCUCUCAGCAGGGCGGAGCCACGCUGCUGGAGAUCUGCUCCGGACUGUCGACCCUCCAGAAGAACGAGAAGAGUCUCCUGGCGGCGAUGUUUGAGCGAGAGACGAAACGAGAGAAGAUCCUGGAGGCUCGACAGAGAGAAAUCCGUCUGAAGGAGAGGAGUCGAUCGGAGCAGAGCAGAGAGGAGGACGCCGGACGAGACGAUGGAGACGACGGUCCCGAUCGCAGCGUCGCCAGGGCCGAGGAAGACUUCUACAGCGUGGUGGAGAUGGAGCUGAGGAGGAGGAGGGACAAGGAGGACCAGACAAACCGGGAGAAAGACGUCUGUGAAGAAAAAGAAGUGAAAGACGAAGCAGAAACUUCAGAAACUGAAAGUUCACCGUGAAUGAAAACAUGUUCCCCCUGAGCACCAGGACCAGGAGGACCCAGAGCCCCCGCAUGUUGGAGAGGAACAGGAGAAGAGCAGCUUCAAGACUUGGACGAGGCCGACGUCAUCCAGUUCACCUACAAUCCCAGGUGAGCGGCGAAGCCAG
This is a messenger RNA of Chelmon rostratus (copperband butterflyfish), 3372 nucleotides long. It is a transcript of the gene dnai2b, whose product is annotated as dynein, axonemal, intermediate chain 2b. The coding region runs from base 1434 to 3224 and encodes 596 amino acids. Gene Ontology annotation, molecular function: dynein light chain binding; dynein heavy chain binding. Lineage: Eukaryota; Metazoa; Chordata; Actinopteri; Chaetodontiformes; Chaetodontidae. Gene Ontology annotation, biological process: outer dynein arm assembly; cilium movement. The record is from RefSeq and is a predicted model, not a curated record. Gene Ontology annotation, cellular component: outer dynein arm. The transcript has 13 exons.